UCUUUCUUUCUUCGUCUCUGAUCUUACCCCCUCCUCCCAGAAACUAGGGUUUACAAUGAGACUGCAUUCGUUUUACGACAAAGCCUCUAGCGCUUUUCAUGGACAUCCCACGCUUUCUAAGCUGCUCGUUGUCUGCACAGUCAGUGGUGGGGGUUUUCUGGCAUUUUCUGAUGCUAGGCCAUUCCACGGGGCAUAUGCUGCUUCCCAGCAAUUAGGCGAAUGCAAGAAAAAGAAGGUGGUGGUACUUGGAACUGGCUGGGCGGGCACUAGCUUCUUGAAGAAUUUGAAGGAUUCCUCAUAUGAGGUUCAGGUGGUCUCUCCUCGUAACUAUUUCGCAUUCACUCCUUUGCUUCCGAGUGUGACAUGUGGCACCGUGGAGGCUCGAAGCAUUGUCGAACCAAUUCGUAAUAUUGCCAACAAGAAAAGCUUAAGUGUCCAUUUUAGGGAAGCUGAGUGUUAUAAGAUUGAUCCAGAAAAGAAGAAAGUUUACUGUAGAUCUACUCAAGACAGAGAUUUGGAUGGGAAAAAAGAAUUUUCUGUUGACUAUGACUACCUGGUGGUUGCCAUGGGAGCCCGUGCGAAUACAUUUAACACCCCUGGUGUUGUAGAGAAUGCCCACUUCCUGAAGGAAAUAGAGGAUGCUCAGAGGAUCCGCAGGACUGUGAUCGAUUGUUUUGAAAGAGCAAACCUUCCUAAUGUAACUGAAGAAGAGAGGAAAAGAAUUCUGCAUUUCGUAAUUGUUGGUGGUGGCCCAACAGGUGUGGAGUUUGCAGCAGAGCUCCAUGACUUUGUAAAUAAAGAUCUAGCUGAGUUGUAUCCUGCGCUUAAGGAUCUUGUGAAAAUAACACUUCUUGAAGCAGGCGACCAUAUCUUGAACAUGUUUGACAAAAGAAUCACUGCUUUUGCUGAAGAAAAAUUUCAGAGAGAUGGUAUCCAUUUGAAGACAGGAUCCAUGGUGGUGAAAGUCACCGACAAAGAAAUUUCUACUAAAGAAAGAGGAACUGGUGAAACUUUAUCCGUACCAUAUGGAAUGGUAGUCUGGUCAACUGGCAUUGGGACUCGCCCAGUCAUAAUGGAUUUCAUGAAGCAAAUUGGCCAGACUAACAGGCGUGCUUUAGCAACUGAUGAAUGGCUGAGAGUGGAAGGCUGUGAAAACAUAUAUGCUCUAGGUGAUUGUGCCACGAUAAAUCAACGCAAAUUUACGGAAGAUAUUUGGGCUAUAUUUAGGAAGGCAGAUGAGAACAACUCUGGUAGUCUAAAUCUAAAGGAUUUUAAAAAUGUCAUGAAUGACAUUCGUGAAAGAUACCCUCAAGUGGAGAUCUAUCUGAAGAAAAAGCAGUUAAAAAAUAUCGAUGGUUUACUAAAGAGUGCUCAUGGGAAUCCCGAGAAACAGUCUAUCAAUAUUGAAAGGUUCAAAGCAGCUUUUUCUGAAGUGGAUUCCCAGAUGAAAAACCUACCUGCAACAGCCCAGGUGGCUGCUCAACAAGGGGAAUACCUUGCUAAAUGUUUCAAUCGAAUGGAAGAGUGUGAAAAGCAUCCUGAAGGUCCUCUCAGAUUCAGGGCAACUGGACGCCAUCGAUUUCAUCCUUUCAGGUAUAGGCAUUUUGGGCAAUUUGCUCCAUUGGGAGGAGAGCAGACUGCAGCUCAGUUGCCUGGCGAUUGGGUUUCAAUUGGCCGUAGCACCCAAUGGCUUUGGUAUUCAGUUUACGCGAGCAAGCUUGUCAGUUGGCGAACGAGAACACUGGUAAUAUCUGAUUGGGGAAGGCGAUUUAUUUUCGGGAGGGACUCAAGCCGAAUCUGAGGGAAGCAGGAGCUCCAGGGAAGAAUGUUCUUCCACUACAAUUUUUGUCAGAUACAGCAGGCCAGAUUUUUGUCUUCAUUUCUCAUUUUCUCCUCUAACA
Messenger RNA from Malania oleifera, 1901 nucleotides. Its product is annotated as external alternative NAD(P)H-ubiquinone oxidoreductase B3, mitochondrial-like. Gene Ontology annotation, molecular function: NADH dehydrogenase activity; calcium ion binding. NCBI's taxonomy places the organism in Eukaryota, Viridiplantae, Streptophyta, Magnoliopsida, Santalales, Ximeniaceae. The record is from RefSeq and is a predicted model, not a curated record. Bases 56 to 1801 code for a protein of 581 amino acids. The transcript is spliced from 10 exons.